This is a messenger RNA of Salvelinus namaycush (lake trout), 2094 nucleotides long. RefSeq lists its product as uncharacterized. NCBI's taxonomy places the organism in Eukaryota, Metazoa, Chordata, Actinopteri, Salmoniformes, Salmonidae. The transcript has 3 exons. Bases 1031 to 1666 code for a protein of 211 amino acids. The record is from RefSeq and is a predicted model, not a curated record.
UCUUGUCUGCACAUGACAGGGUGGAGAGAGAGUGUCUUGGAUUUUUCCACAUGGGAACUUAUAUCCAGGUAUGCUGUGUGUGCCCAACAAAACAGUAGUAAAACACAGUGUUCUGUUAUUGUUAGUGUAACAGCAUGUUCCUUUGUGCCCAUCCUUUAUAAUUCCACAUGAGUUCCUUAAUCCUCAUUGAUGACAGUUUAAGAGAGGUUUUUGAUCCUAUUGUACAUAAUACUUUAUACGUGAUAAUAUGCCACAUAAAGGCAUCCAAGUGUUGGAUCAAAUAUUUGAAUGAAGGAAAAGACCUGCCAAAACAAUGACAGUUGGAAUGAACAUAUUACAUUGAUAUCAUGGUAUGAUGUGUAAAGCUCUUAAUAAUAGACUAAUGGCAGACACUGACAUCUCCAACUACCCGUCUGAUGGGGAGAGAGAAGGAAAGAGCAAUGACACCCUGACCCAGAGCAGACUGGAAGCUGGGGUUGUUGCUGAGUGUCCUAUGCAGACUGGAAGCUGGGGUUGUUGCUGAGUGUCCUAUGCAGACUGGAGGCUGGGGUUGUUGCUGAGUGUCCUAUGCAGACUGGAUUCUGGGGUUGUUGCUGAGUGUUCUAUAGACUGGAGGCUGGGGUUGUUCCUGAGUGUCCUAUGCAGACUGGAGGCUGGGGUUGUUGCUGAGUGUCCUAUGCAGACUGGAUUCUGGGGUUGUUGCUGAGUGUCCUCUGCAGACCGGAGGCUGAGGUUAUGGCUGAGUGUCCUCUGCAGACUGGGGAGGGAGAGGGCAGCAGAUGGUCAGUCACUGACUGGGUCAGGUCCACUCAGGCAGUGCGGCAGACGCCCCAGAAACAUACCAACAGGAACUCCAAGGACCCAUAGGACUCCAACAAAAAGAAAAGGACAUUUCGAAGGGGCGGCCUGGCGGAGCGACUGAACAGGCUCCAGUGCAGACAGAGGUCAGCCAUCAGCUUCUGGAGGCACCAGUCCAUCUCUGACAUUACUACUACAGCCACAGGUCCUGACAGUCCAGGUGGAGAGCUGCAUGCAGCUGGCCCUGUGUGAGCAGCACUACCCCCCUGCUACGGACCACCGCAGACCCCCUCUCACCACCAGAGCUAACCAAAACCACUCCCCCACUACGGACCACCACAGACCCCCUCUCACCACCAGAGCUAACCAGAACCACUCCCCCACUACGGACCACCACAGACCCCCUCUCACCACCAGAGCUAACCAGAACCACUCCCCCACUACGGACCACCACAGACCCCCUCUCACCACCAGAGCUAACCAGAACCACUCCCCUACUACAAACCACAACAGACCCCCUCUCACCACCAGAGCUAACCAGAACCACUCCCCCACUACGGACCACCACAGACCCCCUCUCACCACCAGAGCUAACCAGAACCACUCCCCCACUACAGACCACAACAGACCCCCUCUCACCACCAGAGCUAACCAGAACCACUCCCCCACUACAGACCACAACAGACCCCCUCUCAUCACCAGAGCUAACCAGAACCACUCCCCCACUACGGACCACCACAGACUCCCUCCCUCCACCUUCACCACUCCCAGCAGCAGAGCCCGGGUCCUGGUACUGUUUAUUAAGGAGACAGCUGCCCAGCUCAUGCCUGAACCUAGAGACAUCAUCGAUGUGUACCCACCAUGGUGAGAGUGCACCAGUUUGCAGUAGUUACUGUAUUGGUAAUGCACAGCUAUGGUGUCAUGUUAUAAUUUUAAUGGCACGGGAAAUGCCAGAGUCAUUAUGUCAUCUAUCAUCGAGCACGUAUCCUCCUCAUGCAGUAAAGCUAUGGUCAUAUCUCACGUUGAAGCCCGGUUUAUAUGUUUUUAUAUAGGCCUACCAGUACUUUUCUGUUUUAAAAUGUGUUGUAACGGGAAGCACUAUUCGGCUAGUGAGAGGCCCAAUAACCCUCUGGUGCGGUGCAGUAGUGUUAUACACACAGAGUAAUUGGGGGGUGUGAGGUUGUUUUGGAACAGGAGAAAGGUAGAGGCUGGUUCCAGCUGUUGAGGGUUUACUUUGGGAGUCCAGCGGUCAGCUCUGGAAUAUCCAGGCUGGGGCCUGGCCUGGCGGAAGCCCAG